UUCAUCCAGUCAGCAUAAUAACUAUGGAAUGAAGACCAUCCACCACCAAAAGCAUUCAUAUCAGGAGGCUGACAGCGUAGAGCGAGAUGAAAUGCAGAAUAUGGAGAAGCAGCACUAUAACACAAAUGGGAAAUCUGAGUAUGUGAGCCUCAAUAAAGCUGUUGAAAGUUGUUUAGGAAAGAAUAUCUCCAAAAUGGAAACUAAAUUAAGUAUCAAGCAACAGUUAAAUGCUUCCAAGAAUUGUGAUUCGUCAAAAGGUGUUGUUGAUGGAACAAAGAGCAACUGCCAAUCAGAGAUUACCUUUUGUCCAAGUCCUCAGAAUAGUUUCUAUUCAGAAGCCAAGGAAAGUUUUGGCAACACUGGAGUCAGUGAAUGUGUUAGUGUUGAUAAGUCAGUUGAAAGUGGAGAAGUUACUAAUUCCUGUGAAUUUAACGAGAGCAGGAAGACCAGCAUCUGUAGAGGAAGCACUGGAAGCGACGUUAGUGAUGAGAGCAGCACUAGUAGUCUGAGCAGUGCUUUAUACAAGCCCCACAAGGCAAAUGACAUAAGAUGGGAAGCAAUUCAAGCCAUUCGAGCCCGUGAUGGGGUGUUGGAAAUGAGACAUUUCAGGUUAUUGAAGAAAUUGGGAUGUGGAGACAUAGGAAGUGUAUAUCUAGCUGAACUAAGUGGCACUAGGACUUGUUUUGCAAUGAAAGUAAUGAACAAAACUGAGUUGGCAAGUCGCAAGAAGCUUGUUAGGUCUCAGACAGAGAGAGAGAUACUGCAGUCUCUAGAUCAUCCAUUUCUACCCACAUUGUAUACACACUUUGAGACAGAGACAUUCUCCUGCUUGGUAAUGGAGUUUUGCCCUGGAGGGGACUUGCAUGCACUCAGGCAAAGACAACCUGGGAAGUAUUUUUCUGAGAUUGCUGCCAGGUUUUACGUGGCAGAAGUUCUCCUUGCGUUGGAGUACUUGCACAUGCUUGGAGUGAUCUACAGAGAUCUGAAACCUGAGAAUGUGUUGGUGAGAGAAGAUGGACAUAUAAUGCUUUCAGAUUUUGAUCUCUCUCUAAGGUGUGCUGUGAGUCCAACACUGGUGAAAUCAUCAAACUCUACCUUGGAGACAAAAAGCUCUGGAUACUGCAUGCAGCCUGCGUGCAUUGAGCCAACUUGUGUAAUUCAGCCAGACUGCAUUCAACCAUCAUGUUUCACACCACGAUUUCUCUCGGGAAAAUCCAAGAAAGAAAAAAAGUUGAAGCCAAAGAAUGAUGUGCAGAAUCAGGUGACCCCUCUUCCCGAGCUCAUUGCCGAGCCCACCAAUGCUAGAUCAAUGUCCUUUGUGGGAACACACGAGUACCUGGCACCUGAAAUCAUCAAAGGUGAAGGACACGGCAGUGCUGUAGACUGGUGGACAUUUGGGAUAUUCUUGUAUGAGCUCAUGUUCGGAAGAACGCCGUUCAAAGGUCCGGCGAACCGUGCAACGCUGUUUAAUGUUGUUGGACAGCCCUUAAAAUUUCCAGAAUCUCCCUCUGUGAGCUUUGCUGCCAGGGACUUGAUCAGAGGUUUACUUGUGAAAGAACCUCAGAAUCGCCUUGCUUACAGACGUGGAGCAACAGAAAUAAAACAACAUCCAUUUUUUCAUAAUGUUAACUGGGCACUGAUCCGAUGUGCAAAUCCCCCAGAGGUUCCAAGACAAGCCAUGAAAGCACUUGCAGCUGAAAAGCUACCUGGAGUGAAGCCUUCUGGUAAUUAUUUAGAUAUUGAUUUCUUUUGAUCUUAUUGUCUGUUUUCUCAUUUGAACUAAUUUCCAUCUUUCAUUUCUGUUGUUUUUCCCCUUGCUUCUUUCCUUUGUAUAAAAAUCAUGCAACUCUUUCAUCUACAUUCAUUAUCGCUUGUAAUUGUCCAUCAUAAACUGUCCUAAGAACCUCCCAAAUGCAUGAAAAUUCAACAACAAAGUUUCUGCUCACUUAUUUACUUCUAUUUACUUAACA
Molecule: messenger RNA, 1970 nt
Organism: Vigna umbellata (rice bean)
Lineage: Eukaryota; Viridiplantae; Streptophyta; Magnoliopsida; Fabales; Fabaceae
Source: RefSeq, a predicted model, not a curated record